UCUGAGUCUCAUGUAGCGUCCUACAUAUGGAGGAGGGAGACUCAGGAUCUCGAUCUCACUGUUGAGAGAGCUGCGGAGCCUUUUGAUGUGGUGUAGGCGGGGCAUCUCUGGGAAAGUCUAUGUUGAGUUUGUGUACACCGACAGAAGGUGAUGGUGUUGGUGCUGAGGAAGUUCCUGGAGACAGAUCAAGAGACAAAGAGCAUCCUUUGUCUGUGACUGCAGUGACACUGUGCAGC
Molecule: messenger RNA, 236 nt
Organism: Geodia barretti
Lineage: Eukaryota; Metazoa; Porifera; Demospongiae; Tetractinellida; Geodiidae
Source: the annotation of a GenBank genome assembly